CUUCUUCAUUCUCUGCUUUUCAAGUGUCCAACACAGAAAACAAAGAAACAAGAUGAGUCCGUUUGGCUUCUCUCUGCUCUUCCUCUUGUCCCUGACCCUUGUGUCCAUUGCUGCGUCCCAAGAACGAGCCCCCCACGGGCUUGUUAAUGAGAGACCCGUGGCUUUUCCACCAUCAGCAUAUGACUUCUUCCAUCCGAAUGCAAGAAAGCCUGAGGCAGGAGACGAGUGUUCUGCAUCCAAAUGCUCACCGCUUCCAGAAGCGGCUCAAGUGGAAGCCACUCAGAUAUAUGAAAGCAAAGCCUUGGCUUCCCAGAAAGGCAGAAAGCAAAUAGGAGCUGGAGGGAUUGCUGGCAUUGUGUUUGGCGUUGCUUUUGCGGUGCUUCUUGCAAUGGGAGUCUACUACGUGAGGGUCAAACGUCAAGCCAACAUGAGUCGAGCCAAUACUGUCCAACCUCAAGCUUGACGAGCUUUUCUGCAUUAACUUAGAAGUCUCAGCUUAGUAGCAGGGAAUGCGUCCCUGCCUCUCUCUAUCUCACUUUCUUAUCCCUUACUAGUAGUAGUUUGCUCCUCUCUAAUUCCAGUGUGAUGGUUAGCCUGUGUAUCUAUGGUUAUGAUAGUGACUCAUUUGAAUGUCAUUAAGAUAUCACCACUGCUGUAUGUUUCUGAUGCUCACCUGUCGGUAUGAAGAUCAACAACCGAAUUGGGAUCCUUCAGGACAUAAUUGUAACUAUUUUAAGCGUUUCAUAGUCAUACUGGGGAGACAAUAGACGCAGGAGUCGGUUAAAUAA
This is a messenger RNA of Neltuma alba, 788 nucleotides long. RefSeq lists its product as uncharacterized. NCBI's taxonomy places the organism in Eukaryota, Viridiplantae, Streptophyta, Magnoliopsida, Fabales, Fabaceae. The transcript has a single exon. The record is from RefSeq and is a predicted model, not a curated record. Bases 53 to 463 code for a protein of 136 amino acids.